AGGAAAUUGAACUAAACAGAGUUGAUUCUGCUGUGAGAGGGAGGUUGAACAGUGAAGAAUUCAUCAGCCUUUUUAAGGAUGUUUCAACUCGACAUGAAAUAUACUUCCUAUUAGUACGAUAUGACAGUUAUACAGGCUACCUCACCACAGAUGACCUACCUCUAUUUUUAGAAGCAUAGCAAGGGAUGCAAAGAGUUACGAAAGACAAAUGUAUAGAUAUAGUCAAUAGGUUUGAACCCUCGAAAGACGGGAGGAAAAAAGGGCAGUUAGGAAUAGAUGAAUUCACAGAUUAUUUGUUGUCGGAGGAAUGUGAUAUAUUUGAUCCCGACCAGAACAAAAUUUGUGAGGACAUGAACCAGCCUCUGAGCCAUUACUACAUUGCCAGCUCACACAAUACUUAUCUAAUGAAAGACCAGUUACAAGGCCCAUCUAGUGUGGAGGCUUAUAUACGUGCCCUUACCAAAGGAUGUUGGUGUAUGGAACUGGAUUGCUGGGAUGGACCAAACGAUGACCCCAUCAUUUACCACGGACAUACUUUCACCUCAAAGAUACAGUUCAAGGCCGUUAUUGAAGCCAUUAAUACUUAUGCAUUUGAAACCUCUGAGUACCCUGUGAUAUUGUCAAUAGAAAACCAUUGUAAUAUCAAGCAGCAGCAGGCCAUGGCGGAAUACAUGAUCGAGAUCUUCGGGGACAAGCUGUGUUCUGAGACGGUCCCAGAGAACGAGACUUGUCUCCCCUCACCAGACGCUCUCAGAGGAAAAAUACUUAUCAAGGGUAAGAAGCUGCCUCCUAACUCUGAGGACGGGUACGUAACUGACGAGGACGAAGGGGCGGAGUCAGACAAGAAGAAAAACAACAAAACCAAGGAUCACCCAGUAAAGAAGCACAAACUGGCUAAGGAGUUGUCUGACUUGGUUAACUACUGUGUGUCCACUAGAUUCCAAGACUUCCAACUGUCCCAAACAAAUCAGAAAUACUUUGAGAUGUGUUCAUUCAGUGAAUCCACUGCCAUCAAACUGGCCAUGAGUUGUCCGGAGGAGUUUGUUAAUCACAAUAAGAAGUUCCUGUCCCGUAUCUACCCCAACGGAAUGAGGGUGGACUCCAGUAACUAUAACCCACAGGACCUCUGGAACUGUGGCUGUCAGAUGGUGGCCUUGAAUUAUCAAACCCAUGGUCUGAUGAUGGAUCUGUACCAUGGAUUCUUUCGACGUAAUGCUAACUGUGGGUAUAUUCUGAAGCCAGCGAUAAUGAGGGAGGAGAUUGCGUACUUCAGUGCCAACACAAAAGAUGUCAUUCCAGGGGUGUCACCUCAAAUACUGCACAUAAAGGUCAUCAGUGGACAGCAUUUUCCAAAACCCAAAGGUUCUGGUGCUCGUGGUGAUGUCACAGACCCAUAUGUUACCAUAGAGAUUUUUGGCAUCCCUGCUGACUGUGCAGAAGAAAGGACCAAAACUGUGCCCCAUAAUGGAUAUAGUCCCAUAUUUGAUGAGAGUUUUGAGUUCCAGAUUAACCUACCUGAGUUGGCUUUGGUUCCGUUCGCUGUUUUAGAUGAUGAUUAUAUCGGUGAUGAGUUCAUUGGACAGUAUACCAUUCCUUUUGAAUGCAUGCAGACAGGUUACAGACAUAUUCGACUAUGCUCUAACACUGGGGAGGAGAUUCCUAACUGUACCUUGUUCAUACAUGUGGCAAUCACUAAUAAACGGGGAGGAGGG
Molecule: messenger RNA, 1712 nt
Organism: Saccostrea cuccullata (small rock oyster)
Lineage: Eukaryota; Metazoa; Mollusca; Bivalvia; Ostreida; Ostreidae
Product: inactive phospholipase C-like protein 2
Exons: 14
Biological process (GO): phosphatidylinositol-mediated signaling; lipid metabolic process; release of sequestered calcium ion into cytosol
Molecular function (GO): phosphatidylinositol-4,5-bisphosphate phospholipase C activity
Source: RefSeq, a predicted model, not a curated record